AUGGCUAAGAACCUCAUUCGUACCUCUAUGUCCAAGACUGGAAACUGGACUUUAGAUGAACUCAUAUCCAUCUGUGUGGAUGAGGAAUCUAGGAUCAAGGAAGAAAAGGAACCUGCUACGACCAUUAACCUUAUUGAGAAGCCUAAAAGGAAAAAGCCCCAGAAUAAGCUCAAGCCUAUCAAAGCCAUAACUAAGAGUUCAACAGCUGCAGUGGCCAAGGAAAACAGGCCAUUCAGGUUCAAGUGCUACUUUUGCAAAAGAGUAGGACACAUGAAAAAGGACUGCACUGGCUAUAAGAACUGGUUAGCCAAAAAGGGGAUUCAUAAGGAGGAGAAUCCCAAAAAGUGAUGAAGUGAA
Rosa rugosa (rugosa rose) is the source of this 357-nucleotide messenger RNA. RefSeq lists its product as uncharacterized. Gene Ontology annotation, molecular function: zinc ion binding; nucleic acid binding. The transcript has 3 exons. The record is from RefSeq and is a predicted model, not a curated record. The coding region runs from base 1 to 348 and encodes 115 amino acids. Lineage: Eukaryota; Viridiplantae; Streptophyta; Magnoliopsida; Rosales; Rosaceae.